Cuscuta epithymum is the source of this 2458-nucleotide messenger RNA. The record is from the annotation of a GenBank genome assembly. Lineage: Eukaryota; Viridiplantae; Streptophyta; Magnoliopsida; Solanales; Convolvulaceae.
UAAGCACAAAUUCUUCUCUGCGUAUAUACUACCCCGUAUUUGUUCUUGAAAAACCGUGAAGUUAGAAUUUUGAUUCUCAUCGGGAAAAAAAGAAUUUUGAUUCUUGAAGUACAAGGGGGACAUCCGAUUAUCCGAAUACAAUGGAAUCGGCGGCUGAACGGCGGCUGAACGCUAUUCAAGGUCACCUGGCUUCGGCCAAUGGCGGGGAAUCGUUCUCCUUGAUUCGUUCAAACCUCACCUCCGGCGAAUAUUUCCACGGCCAAGGGUACAGUGUAGUUCUUCCCGAGAAGUUGCAGACGGGAAAGUGGGAUGUAUACAGAUCUGCACGCUCUCCUAUGAAGCUUGUAACUAGAUUUGCUGAUCAUCCUGAUAUUGGUACACUACAUGACAAUUUUGUGCAUGCCGUUGAAACCUUUCAAGAUUACAAAUACUUGGGCACUCGUAUUCGAGAAGAUGGAAGCAUUGAAGAUUACAAAUGGAUGACAUAUGGAGAAGCUGGAUCAGCAAGGUCAGCAAUUGGCUCUGGACUUCUUUUUUGUGGACUAGAGCCAGGAGCUCGUGUGGGAAUUUAUUUCAUAAAUAGGCCAGAAUGGCUCAUUGUGGAUCAUGCCUGCUCAGCUUUUUCAUAUAUCUCAGUACCGCUAUAUGACACUCUUGGUCCUGAUGCUGUUAAGUAUAUUGUCAACCAUGCCGGUAUAGAGGCAAUCUUUUGUGUACCUAAUACCCUGAAUACUUUGUUGAGCUUCUUGUCAGAGGUUCCUUGUGUACGUGUCAUAGUGGUAGUGGGUGGAAUUGAUGAGCAUCUCCCUUCUCUUCCUUUGGCAACUGGAAUUAAGCUGUUAUCAUAUUCAAAGCUACUUCAUCAGGGUCUGAACAAUAUUCAGCCAUUUUACCCUCCCAAGCCUGAAGAUAUUGCUACCAUAUGCUAUACAAGUGGUACAACAGGAACACCAAAGGGCGCUGUAUUAUCACAUGCAAAUUUGAUAGCAAGUGUUGCUGGGUCAACCCUUGGAAUUGAAUUCUGUCCUUCAGAUAUAUACAUAUCUUAUCUACCUCUGGCACAUAUCUAUGAAAGAGCUUAUCAAAUUGCAACAGUAUAUUUUGGUGUUGCUGUUGGCUUCUAUCAAGGGGACAAUCUAAAAUUGGUGGAAGAUAUGGCUGUUCUGAGACCUACUAUAUUUAGUAGUGUCCCUCGUCUUUACAACAGAAUAUAUGCUGGGAUCACACAUGCUGUGAAAACUUCCGGAGCACUAAGAGAAAGGUUAUUUAAUGCUGCUUACAACUCCAAAAAGCAAGCCAUCAUAAAUAGCAAAAAACCAUCACCCAUAUGGGAUAGAUUGGUAUUUAAUAAGAUAAAGGACAAACUUGGAGGCCGGGUUCGCCUUAUGACUUCAGGUGCCUCACCAUUAUCUCCUGAUGUCAUGGAAUUCUUGAGGGUAUGUUUUGGCUGUCGAGUUACUGAAGGGUAUGGCAUGACUGAGACUUCGUGUGUUAUUAGCUCUAUUGAUGAUGGUGACACCUUAAUUGGCCAUGUUGGUUCUCCCAACCCAGCAUGUGAAAUCAAGCUUGUGGAUGUUCCUGAGAUGAAUUACACAUCUGAGGACAAGCCUUACCAAAGAGGAGAGAUCUGUGUCAGGGGCCCCAUUGUUUUCCAAGGCUAUUACAAAGACGAAGUGCAAACGAAGGAGGUACUUGACGAAGAGAAUUGGCUGCACACUGGAGAUAUUGGAUUGUGGUUACCUGGAGGUCGCUUGAAGAUUAUCGACAGGAAAAAGAAUAUAUUUAAGUUGGCACAGGGUGAAUACAUAGCUCCAGAGAAAAUUGAAAACACUUACGCCAAGUGCAAAUUUGUUGCACAGUGCUUUGUACAUGGUGAUAGCUUGAAUUCCUCUCUAGUGUCUGUGGUUUGUGCAGAUCCGGAUGUGUUGAAGGAAUGGGCUACAUCUGAGGGCAUUAAGUAUGACAGUUUGCAACAAUUAUGCAAUGAUCCAAGAGUCAAGGCUGCCGUUCUAGCAGACAUGGACGCUGUAGGAAGGGAGGCUCAGCUGAGAGGGUUUGAAUUCGCAAAAGCAGUCACCUUAGUGGCCGAACCAUUUACAAUCGAGAACGGUCUCCUAACACCCACAUUUAAGGUUAAGAGGCCACAGGCAAAAGCAUACUUUGCAAAAGCAAUAUCUCAAAUGUACGAUGAGCUUUCCAGAUCUGAUCCCGGGCAAAAAGUCUUGUAGGCAGAAGCGGAAGGAAACAAUGUUGCUUCAGGUGCCUGCUGGUUUCCUGCAUUUAAUAAUAAUGAAGUAUCUUGAAGCUAAUGUUGUAUUUACAAGCAUAGCACACUUUAACUUUGCAGCUAUGGUCAAAUGGCUUUACCAUAUUCACAGAAUGUUUUCUAGAAUAUGUAGCUGAUUAGCUGAAAAGUUAUGACCUUAAUAAUUCAAGCCUUCAACGAUCAUCUUCCAAC